AAAAUCACCCCUGUGUAUAGAGGCACAAAUUUGAGAGAACGGCAGUGCGUAACAGGCUUUAAACUACACUAGUUCGGAGGUUUUCGCGCGAUAAACAGCGAAGCGCCAUGAUUGGUCGGCGUAGAAAUUUGAUUCCGUUUCAUUCUUUCCUUUUCUUUCUCUCUGUCUCUCUUCUGGUUCGCGUCCACCGGCCGGCGUUAAAGAAAGACCGAGUAACGUUUCCCCAGGGAAGUCGUAAACGACGUCCAGAGAGACUCGAACCGAGCAGUUCCGAACAGUCUGUCAGAGACGGUGCUUUCGCGAACACGAUUCUCGUGCGUCGCUUCGUAAACGUGUGUGUACCGGUUCAAAAAAAGUUGUUACACACAGCUUCUACUAGACCCCUGGCAACGCGUUGUCGCUUGAAAACAAUGACUGUACGUUCCAGUGGUUAGAAGUAACGAAGAAAUUACUGGCACAUAGCAUUCAAACCGUCUUUUUUUUUUGAUCGAGGCCAGACGGCCACACUAGCUCUAGGAACGGCUCGACGCGUAUCGAUCUCAUACAAGGAAUUAUCCCUACUAAUUUCUAAAACUGGAAUUCAAGUUUUUAAACUAGCAGAACGGAGCUGCCAUCUCAGCGACUCCUCCACAUGUGGACAUCGCCGUCCCGACUCAGGAUCGGCCGAGCACCCAGGAAAAAGACGACACCUUAAGGUGAUAGCUGCUGCAGCAGCUACCGCGACCGGUGAACGAUGGAGAACACCAGGAGAAAGUUGUCUUUCCUUGGUUUUGGCAAGAGGGUAUCGGUCGACGGUCAUGGCGCGGAAACGGGACCGGAACUCGACGAGGAGAUGGAGAAGGUUUUCGCAAUGGAUACCGGAGAGAAGUUCGACGUAGCCCGACUCGGUUCCCCUUCAGAAUCGGCUGGAUCCGAUCGAGAACGAGAACGCGGACCACCAUCGCGAUAUGGAGAUCGCGACUUCAAUCAGCAUCGAAAAAGAAGUUACCCCCAUCCGCACAUGCCCUUGAAAAGUCUUCAUUCCAGGUCUAUGCGACGACAUCUUUCACCCGAAGGAUCCACAGCGGAAGCCGGUCAAGAAGAGGAGAACGGACAGGUUGUAACAGGAAAUGGCGGUGGACAUGAACUGGACACGAUGGACAAUGGAUUGUCUCCGACGAGCAUGCAGAACGCCGAUGACGAGACCACGGAAGAAAUGGAGAAUGUUGUCAGCAGCGAGAGCGAGGCACCGAUUUCGGAAAGGGCUGCUUCCGGUUUCAGCGACAGCCCGACCGUUGGCAGCCCACGCGUGCAAUUCGAGAAGAUCAAAGAGGAGGAGGUGCACAGUUUCAAAAAGGACGAGGUACCCAGUGGUGUCGGUGCAUCCGCGAACCACGAUGAGGAUCGAAAGUGUCGAAGACAUCAAAAACACGAGCACAAGUAAG
Messenger RNA from Apis dorsata (giant honeybee), 1424 nucleotides. RefSeq lists its product as uncharacterized. The coding region runs from base 734 to 1423 and encodes 229 amino acids. The transcript has 6 exons. Lineage: Eukaryota; Metazoa; Arthropoda; Insecta; Hymenoptera; Apidae. The record is from RefSeq and is a predicted model, not a curated record.